AUGAAAGUCGUAAUAUUUUUAGCAAUCUGUGCUCUGAUUGGAGUUACUUCCGUAUCCAUUCCCGAGGAGGAACGUGUCAGUGGUGAGAAUGGUUGGUAUGUUCCUCAAGUUGAUGGCUUAUUGGUUUGGGUGUCUACCGAGGAGGGUGAACAAAUGUUAGCAGAUUUAGAGAAGAAAGAAGAAAUAGAGGGCCGCCUUUUACCAGUACCAGUGACUUUCUACCUUUCCAGGAAUAGCAACUCGUCUAAAGAACAAAGUAUUAAUGAAACUAUCAAAUCCAUUACCGAUUCCGGCUUCGAUGCUAGCAAUCCAACGAGAUUUAUUAUACACGGUUGGGCUCAGAGCUACACCGCCGGUAUGAAUACGGAUAUUCGUUCUGCUUGGUUGGGACGUGGAAAUUACAAUGUGAUCCUUGUCGAUUGGGUACGUGCACGUUCCGUUGAUUAUGUGUCUUCUGUUGUUGCUAUAUCAAGGACUGGAGAAAAGGUGGCCAGUAUGAUAAACUAUUUGGUCGAGAACUUUGGUAUGAGAUUAGAUGAAACCGAAGUGAUUGGUCACAGCUUGGGUGCUCAUGUGGCCGGUUAUGCGGGUAAGAACACUAAAAAUGGCUUGCUUCACGCCAUAAUCGGUUUGGACCCCGCCCUACCACUCUUCAGUUACGAUAAAAACGACAAACGUUUGAAUGCCACCGAUGCUCAUUAUGUGGAGUCCAUUCAGACCAACGGCGGUCAAUUAGGUUUCCUGAAGCCAAUUGGUAAGGGCGCUUUCUACCCGAACGGUGGUAUGAGGCAACCUGGUUGUGUUUUGGAUCUAAUUGGUAGCUGCAGUCAUGGUCGCUCCACCGCUUACUACGCCGAGGCUGUGGCACGUGAUGACUUCCCCAGCAUGCAUUGUGUUGAUUAUCAAGAAGCGGUGAAGGAUAACUGUGGCAGCUCUUAUAGUGGUGUGAAAAUGGGAGCAGUGACAAAUGCUUAUAUGGUGAAUGGUGAAUAUUAUGUGCCCGUACAUAGCUCUUCACCUUAUGGUUUCGGGUGCGCUUAAAAUAACUACGCAUAUAGUGAUGAUAAUGACUAAUGAGAGGGGGAAGUCGGAAAUCACUAUAUAGGGUAUAUUGGGGGCAUAAAAGGUCUGUGCUGAUUGCACAAAUUUUUGUCAUUACUCAGGUAUAUUUGAAAACAUACUUUAAAGCAAUUUUCUAAAUAAAGUUUGGGUAGCUUGUUAUGAGUUUCACAUAUUUUCAUCAU
This is a messenger RNA of Bactrocera oleae (olive fruit fly), 1244 nucleotides long. The record is from RefSeq and is a predicted model, not a curated record. NCBI's taxonomy places the organism in Eukaryota, Metazoa, Arthropoda, Insecta, Diptera, Tephritidae.